Messenger RNA from Megalobrama amblycephala (Wuchang bream), 3557 nucleotides. RefSeq names its product stonustoxin subunit beta-like. NCBI's taxonomy places the organism in Eukaryota, Metazoa, Chordata, Actinopteri, Cypriniformes, Xenocyprididae. Gene Ontology annotation, molecular function: protein binding. The record is from RefSeq and is a predicted model, not a curated record. Bases 2365 to 3165 code for a protein of 266 amino acids. The transcript has 3 exons.
UCUCGAAGCUGAUAGGGCUCUCGAAGCUGAUAGGGCUCUCUAGCGAUAUCCCAAUUCGUCGGUCACUACUGACGUACGUUGAACGUGACCGACGAAGGGGAACUAUGGUUAAUGUAGCAAAACCAUGUUUAAUGGUUACCAUGGUUUUGGGUUUUAGAAAACCAUUGUUAAUUUCCGUAAGGGUUGUGUUGUUGCUCUAGCUCCUUCUAAACCUAUUAUAAAACGAUGUGAAUAUUUGUCUGCUAAAUUACUACUAUAACUUUACAAUAGAUAAUAAUGAUGCCUUUUAGCAUACAGCAUUUUGAGUGAUGAUUGUAAUGGGCUGCUACUGCGAACAGUUGCUAGCAGUUGAAUGCUUAUCUAAGUAAUCAAAGACAAAACUACACUAGCCUAUUUACAGAUAAAACUGACCUGCACUUGAAGUUCUGAACAGGUCAUUAGUUUUGCCUCUCUGCUCCACCUGGGCCCUUCCACAUUCUCGAGUCUCUUGCAUUGAUUACUCUGAUUGAAAACUUUUGACGGAGGGGCGGAGUGCGUGCAAGCCGAAUCGUAUAGCCUGUAACGAUUUUGUACAGUUAUUAAUCAAUUUAUGGGUGAAAUAUAUGAAUAUAAUAAAUCAUAAAGCUUUAUGACUAAUUAUGAUGUAUAUAUUGACCCAAGGGGGAAUUGAACAUAUAUGGUGAAUUAAUUACAACUAAUUAUAUUCAAUUACAUAUAUGAUUAGUCUUGGUUUAAUAAUUAUUUAGAGAAAGUAUAUUAGUUUGUCCAGCAAACCGUUAUAUCUCCUCACUGACUAUUAUAAAGAAAAUGUUAUCCUCUGGCCACGAGGAUAAAUUCCAAUGAUAGCAUUAAACGUAAAAUGAUUGUGCUAGAUCAAAACGUUAAUGUGACCUGGGUUUUAUAAAUGAGCAAAAGAACAAAAAGCAUGGAUAUAAUGUAUUUAAUAUGUAAAAUUAAUAAUACAAAGGUUAUACGUCUAAAUAUACACAAGUAGAUAACAGAUAUAUACAAACUGAAAUUAAAGGCAGAAAAAGAGAGAUGAUCAAAGAAUGGCAAAUUACAACAGUUAACCCUUUGAGAGCCAGCACAGAAAUCAGUUUGAAUGAAUUUCAAAGAAAUUAUUUCUUGCAUAUAUGUUCACGUCAGUGUGCAGUAGAGUUUCAGUGCGCGGCUUGGAUCGCUUGGUCCUUUCCGAGAGGGUUUCCUCCGGCGGGGUUUUCAAACGAGGUUUAAACUGAAAAGUAAUAUAACUGGAAAAUAAAGAAGAGAGUCCGUCUCCCAGGGGAGAGUGCCGAAAGCUUGGCGACAGGAAAACUUGUGCAACUAAGAGAUGCGUGUCGUUGCUUUUAUGGAAAACCAAACUAACACACCUCUUUGGCUGGACGGCCAAUAGAUGCGUGGCAAUGUUUGGCGGGCAAAGUUUUCUUUGUCUUGUCUCCUGGCUGAAUUUGCAUAAUUUAUGGGUAUCAGAUCGGAUAGUACUUUCUUCACCGUUCCAUUAAACAAAUAGAACAAUGCAUUUGUCAGCUAUGUGACAUAUCUCAGUGAAUGAGAGGUAGCAAGAACUUUAAAACGAGACCAAACUCGACAGAUCAGAAAAGCAUAAAAGAAGUUAUGGUUUACAGACAAUAGUAUCAUUAGAAAUUACACUAGCACAACUACAAUCCAAGCUAAGCUUAUACAGUGGGAAUAACUAUAUGCAAUUUGACAUACAACGGCGGUUACAUUUAGGCAUAAUUUUAUUUUACACAUACAGUCUUCAAUGCAUGUUUGUGUGUCUGUGUGUGUCCUUAUUGUGCGUGUAUGUGUCUUUGUGGUGUGUGUUGGAAUUUGGCUGGACUCUCUGGGCCCACAAAGGGAGGGGUGAUCCUUUGAAGUCUCCAGAGCUAGGAAGUGGGAUUCUCUAUUUAAUUUCUGACAGAGUAACAAAAGUGUCAAAGUGUCUGUUUUUCUGGACAAGCCGGUGCCGAUCCGUGAUUUACAAACACAGUUCAUCAGGCUAACAGCGUUCUGAAAAUUCCAAAGUUGAUUGUCUACGCCGGAUCUAUCCAGACGCUACAAGCCAGUCAAGAUUCAUGAUUUAUUAGAAAUGCCAUCAAAUACGAAUUAAAACGAAAGUAACAAACCUGGUUUGAAAAUGUAAGAAGUAGAAAGUACAGAUAUUUGUGUAAAAAUGGAAGGAAUGAAAGUAAAAGAAAAAUAAAUAGUGAAGCAAGUACUGAUACCAGAAAAAACUACUUAAGUACAGUAACAAAGUAUUUGUACUUCAUUACAUCCCAUCUCUGCUUUUGUUACUUUAGACUGAAUCUAGAGAAAGUAACAGCUGCAAAUACUGUACAAACUCCACAGGUCAGUGUGAUUGUCAUGUCUGAUUGCCAAACCAAUGUCCUGUGGACUGUUGCUCUAUGUCUUUGUAGGUUGUCUGGCUGUAUGGUGACAGAGGAAGGCUGUGGUUAUGUGUCUUCAGCUCUGAGUUCAAACCCUUCACACCUGAGAGAGCUGGAUCUGAGCUACAAUCACCCAGGAGAUUCAGGAGUCAAGCUGCUCACUGAAAAACUCAACCAUCCAAACUACAGACUGGAUAAAAUCAAUGUGGAUCAUGGAGGAGAGAUCUGGAUUACAGCAGGACUACACAAAUAUUCCCAUCAGCUCACUCUGGAUCUGAACACAGUGAAUAAAAGCCUCCGUCUGUCUGAGAGGAACAGAGUGAUUACUGGCACUGACACAGAUCAGCCGUAUCCUGAUCAUCCAGACAGAUUUGAUUAUUAUUGUCAGGUGUUGUGUAGAGAGAGUAUGUGUGGACGCUGUUACUGGGAGAUUGAGUGGAGUGAUGGUGGGUUUGGUGUGUUAAUAUCAGUGUCAUAUAAGAGCAUCAGCAGGAAGGGAGGUAAUGAGUGUUUGUUUGGAUAUAAGGAUCAGUCCUGGUGUUUGAUCUGCUCUUCCUCCAGUUACUCAUUCAUUCACAAUAACAGAGAGACUAAACUCCCUGUAGAGCCCAGCAGCAGUAGAGUAGGAGUGUAUGUGGAUCACAGUGCAGGAACUCUGUCCUUCUACAGCGUCUCUGGAGACACAAUGAUCCUCAUCCACACAGUCCAGACCACAUUCACUCAAAUGCUCUAUCCUGGGUUUAGAGUUUAUAAAGGAUCAUCAGUGAAACUGUGUUGAAUCAGAAUAGACUGUUGAGAGAUCCUACCCAUAAAGCUUUGAGCUCAUGAUGAAUCAGUAACAGUGAGAUGUCUUUUAUUUUCUCUUCAUUACAUUAAUACUGUGUGACUAAAAUAUGUCAGAAUAAAUGUGUGUGUGUGUGUGUGUGUGAUAAAUCCUCAUAUAGACAGAUCAGUAUGUGAGUCAGUGACGGUGUGUAUCUGUGCUUUUCUCAGCUUCUACUUAUUCUGAUGUAAAUCAGUUUUUAUUGUCACAUCAAUCUCUAUUAUUACUGUCAAAAUUACCUUUCAGGGGUUUUGAUGGGCUUUGGAGUAAGUUGUGUUUUCGAAAACUCCUGUUUGGAAGUAAAUUAAUGCCAAAUGUUUUUGAAAUAAAAAGCUUGUUGAAUUGCA